UGUCUAGACAAUAGACAUGGUUUGGUUGGUUGUCCAGAUGUGAAAUUCUCCAACCUUCUGGAAUUGGCCAUCGAUUCGACUACUACAAUUAUACAAAUCCCCAAUCAUGUUCUCUUUUCAACAUCUCCCAUGGCAAUGGCUACUCUUUCCCUUCUUUCCUAUUCUUCUUUCAUUGCCAACACUAACACUAACAACAGGAGCAACUUCCUUUUCCCUCUUCAUUCAAAAACCCAUACCCAUACCAAUACCAACCUUUCAUUUUCUUUCUGCUCCAAACGCACUUCCCUCAGCCUCAGGUCCUCCCUCAAAGACCAACAAGAAACCGACUCUUCCUCCUCCUCCUCCCCUUCUACCACGGUUGCCGAUGUUCCUGAGAAUCCGAGCAACGAUGAAGAUUCUACUAAGAAACAACAGGAGCAGGAACAGGAACAGGAAAUGGAUUGGAAAACGGACGAGGAGUUUAAGAAAUUCAUGGGCAACCCUUCUAUUGAAGCUGCAAUAAAACUAGAGAAGAAGAGGGCUGAUAGGAAGCUUAAGGACCUUGACAGGGAAUCCACCGAUAACCCUAUUCUCUCUCUUUUUAACACCUUACUGCGUAAUAAUUUGACCAACGAAAUGGAGAGACUGCAAAAGGCUGAAGAAACUUUCAGGGCUCUUGAUCUUAACAAGUUAAAGAGUUGCUUUGGGUUUGACACGUUUUUUGCAACGGAUGUUCGAAGAUUUGGAGAUGGAGGCAUUUUCAUUGGGAAUUUAAGGAGACCCAUUGAUGAGGUCAUCCCCAAGUUGGAGAAGAAGCUCUCUGAUGCAGCCGGCCGGGAGAUUGUCUUAUGGUUCAUGGAAGAAAAAACAAAUGACAUUACCAAACAGGUUUGUAUGGUCCAACCCAAAGCAGAAAUGGAUCUCCAAUUUGAGUCAACUAAGCUGAGUACUCCUCUGGGCUAUUUUAGUGCAAUUGCAUUAUCCGUUACUACCUUUGGAACAGUUGCUCUGAUGAGUGGCUUCUUCCUUAAACCUGGGGCUACAUUUGAUGACUAUCUAGCUAAUGUUGCGCCUCUAUUUGGUGGGUUCUUAUCCAUUCUGGGAGUUUCUGAGAUAGCCACCAGGGUAACAGCAGCUCGUUAUGGUGUUAAACUCAGCCCUUCUUUUCUGGUGCCAUCUAAUUGGACUGGGUGCUUAGGAGUGAUGAAUAAUUAUGAAUCCCUCCUCCCGAACAAGAAAGCUCUUUUUGAUAUUCCUGUAGCCCGCACUGCUAGUGCAUAUUUGACUUCAUUAGUGCUUGCUGUUGCUGCCUUUAUAGCUGAUGGAAGCUUUAAUGGGGGCGAUAACGCAUUGUAUAUACGGCCUCAAUUUUUCUAUAACAACCCCUUGCUUUCUUUCAUCCAAUUAGUUAUUGGGCCUUACACGGAUGAUCUUGGAAAUGUGUUGCCUUAUGCCGUGGAAGGUGUUGGAGUUCCUGUUGAUCCGCUUGCGUUUGCUGGGCUUUUAGGCAUGGUGGUGACUUCCUUGAACUUGUUGCCGUGUGGGAGACUAGAAGGAGGCCGGAUUGCUCAAGCCAUGUUUGGCAGAAGCACUGCUGCACUGUUAUCUUUCGCCACUUCAUUGUUGCUUGGUAUUGGUGGCCUCAGUGGUAGUGUUCUGUGCUUGGCAUGGGGAUUGUUUGCAACCUUCUUUAGGGGCGGGGAAGAAAUUCCCGCAAAAGACGAGAUCACCCCUCUUGGAGAAAGCAGAUAUGCUUGGGGUAUUGUCCUUGGCCUUAUCUGCUUUCUCACACUUUUCCCUAAUGGUGGAGGGACAUUCUCCAGUCCAUUCCUCAGUGAUCCAUUUUUCAGGGGCCAAAUGUAAAUGAUUAUGUACACACACGUAUUUGACGUCUCACUAGAUAUCUGUAAAUGUAAUUAUGUAUAUUUAUUUUACAUCUUUUCACUAGAACUAGAAUGAUCAUUAUGUGAAGAUCGAGCUAUGUUUCCUUGUCAUAAUAUAAU
Gastrolobium bilobum is the source of this 1982-nucleotide messenger RNA. RefSeq names its product probable zinc metallopeptidase EGY3, chloroplastic. NCBI's taxonomy places the organism in Eukaryota, Viridiplantae, Streptophyta, Magnoliopsida, Fabales, Fabaceae. The record is from RefSeq and is a predicted model, not a curated record. The transcript has 6 exons. Bases 130 to 1842 code for a protein of 570 amino acids.